This is a messenger RNA of Endocarpon pusillum Z07020, 579 nucleotides long. RefSeq names its product GTP-binding protein rhoA. Lineage: Eukaryota; Fungi; Ascomycota; Eurotiomycetes; Verrucariales; Verrucariaceae. The transcript has 5 exons. Gene Ontology annotation, biological process: small GTPase-mediated signal transduction. The record is from RefSeq and is a predicted model, not a curated record. Bases 1 to 579 code for a protein of 192 amino acids. Gene Ontology annotation, molecular function: GTPase activity; GTP binding.
AUGGCUGAAAUUCGUCGCAAACUUGUCAUAGUUGGAGAUGGUGCCUGUGGAAAAACGUGUCUGUUGAUUGUCUUCUCAAAGGGUACCUUUCCUGAGGUGUACGUUCCCACUGUCUUCGAGAACUAUGUUGCCGACGUCGAAGUCGAUGGCAAACAUGUCGAACUAGCCCUAUGGGAUACGGCGGGUCAAGAAGACUACGAUCGCCUCCGUCCUCUUUCGUAUCCGGACUCUCAUGUCAUCCUUAUCUGCUUUGCAGUCGACUCCCCAGAUUCCCUUGAUAACGUCCAGGAGAAGUGGAUCUCUGAGGUUCUGCACUUCUGCCCAGGUCUCCCUAUCAUCCUUGUUGGUUGCAAAUCCGAUCUUCGUGACGAUCCCAAGACGCUGGAAGAAUUGCACAAGACCUCUCAGCGACCGGUUACGCAGGCUCAGGGCGAGGAAGUUUGUAAGAAGAUUGGGGCGUACAAAUACCUCGAAUGCUCAGCGAAGAGAAACACGGGGGUUCGCGAGGUCUUCGAGACUGCUACACGUGCUGCUCUGCUCACCAAGAGGAAGAAGGACAAGAAGUGCUUGAUCUUGUAA